Linum tenue is the source of this 1761-nucleotide messenger RNA. Lineage: Eukaryota; Viridiplantae; Streptophyta; Magnoliopsida; Malpighiales; Linaceae. The record is from the annotation of a GenBank genome assembly.
AAAAAAAAAAGUAGAGAAGUUGUUUGGGGUUGAUUUCUUUGGCGUCUUUCUCGUCUCUCUCCCUGGUUCUCCCCUCCUGCCUUCUUUCUUCUUUGGCUUAUUCAUAUUUGAUUAUUUUCUCCAUUUUCCAAUUAAGCUGCCGUUUUCCCAUUCCGUCUUCUUCCCCAGAUUAUCACUUCAUCAGCAACCAUUCUAUUCUAUUGGUUCGUUUCGGGUUUUGUUUCUUUGGGACUUUGGCUGCCUGGCUUCCUUCUGGUUUCUAUCUGCCUGCUUCUCCAGUUUUAGCAGAGUCCCCUUGCAGGGAGGAAGAAUUUCCCUUCCAUUUCCCAUCUCUCUCUCUGUCCAAUUGGAAAAAGCUGCAAUUUUUCAGUUAUACCCACCAAGAUUUGAGAUCUAAUUCCUCUCCGUUGCCCUGUUUCUACUGAUUUUCUAAUCCUGCUUCUUCCGCUGCCGCCCGCCUGCCCCCGCCGAUGGUGUCUGAUGACUGAUGCAUUUUCCAGCCCAACUAUUGAUCCAAGUUAAAGUUUGGUUCCUAAAAACACACUAGUUCAUGGUCAUCUAGAAGUGAGGUGUUUCUGUGCAAUGGACCCCGUCGAUGAUGGGAACAACAUGCACAACCAGAGCCUUGCCUCCAAGCAGCGACUGCGCUGGACUCAUGAACUUCAUGAGCGUUUUGUUGAUGCUGUAGCACAACUUGGUGGGCCAGAUAGGGCUACUCCAAAAGGUGUUCUCAGGGUCAUGGGUGUACAGGGCUUAACUAUAUAUCAUGUCAAGAGUCAUUUACAGAAAUACCGACUUGCCAAGUACCUUCCAGACUCCUCUUCUGAUGGGAAAAAAGCUGACAAGAAAGAAGCCGGGGAGAUGCUUUCUAAUUUAGAUGGCUCAUCUGGAAUGCAAAUCACAGAAGCUCUCAAGCUGCAGAUGGAGGUGCAAAAGCGACUUCAUGAACAGCUAGAGCAGGUGCAGCGGCAGCUGCAAUUACGUAUCGAGGCACAAGGGAAGUACUUGAAGAAGAUAAUAGAAGAGCAGCAGAAGCUGAGUGGAGUGCUUGCUGAUGGACAACCACCUGGCUCUGGGGGGAUUCUUCCACCAGCCCUAGGGUCAUCAGCUGACUUAGAAUCCGACAAGACCGAUCCUACAACCCCUGUCCCAAGCGAGUCCCCGCUCCAGGACAAGGCCACAAAGGUCAAGAGCUUUUCGAUCGCUGAACCACUCCAACAACAGCAUCACCACCCGGAGCCAAUGACCCCUGAUUCUUGUGAUGACAUGGGCUCUCCAGCCGAUGAUAGUCCUACCGCCGAAAGGUCGUUGAAGAAGCAGCGUCUAAGCAUGGGGCCAGGACAGUUUGGUAACAAACCGGAUAUGCUUUUCCCGCACCAGAUACUGGAGUCUAGCUUGAACUCUUUCGCUCAGUCCCAAGCUCACCCUGUGUUUGCUACCAGUCGAGAGGCGUUUGAUCCUUCAAAUGGGCUAUCGAUUGGGAUGGACAGUCAAAUGGAGAAGAUUUCAGGAGGGGAUCUCUAGCGCUUGGAUGGUGGGCUCUUUAGAAUUAAUUGACUUGGGGUCAUUUUAUUAUCAUCAUCGUCAUCCUGUCUUUUAUGUAAUUUGGGGAAGAAGAAUACAUGGUUGAUUAAUCAGGCUAGAAAAUGGAAGAUUAAUAUUAGCCAAGAGCCCAAAACAGACAAACAGACGAGUAAGUUUCUAAGGAAAAAGCAGCAGGCUGUUCAUUUUAUUGUUUUUCCCCCACUUCACCCUUUUCUC